UUAUUACUCAAUGAAGAGAACUUUAGCGCUGCCUUCGAAGGCUUCUCUCCAUCCAGUCUUCGAGGCCUAGAUUUGGAGCUCAAGUCUAGCCGUCGUCUGUGCGAAGUGGGAGGUCUGGCGGACGUGAAGAAGUGUCUAAUGGAGACAAUACUUUGGUCCAUCAAAUAUCCGGUAUUGUUCUCAAAGCUGCCACUGAAAGCCCAGUCGUCUGUACUUCUAUUCGGCGCUCCGGGAACUGGAAAGACAUUACUUAUAGAAGCGAUUGCUAACGAAUGCGGUAUUAAUUUUAUUGGUAUCAAAGGUCCCGAACUAUUGUCUAAAUAUGUGGGCGCGAGUGAGCAGUCAGUGCGGGAUCUGUUCAGUAGAGCCGAGAGCGCCAAACCCUGUAUAUUGUUUUUUGACGAAUUUGACUCAUUAGCUCCUCGUAGAGGACACGACAGCACUGGAGUCACUGAUCGUGUUGUCAAUCAAUUGCUAACACAAAUGGAUGGCUUUGAAGAGUUAGGAACAGGUGUUUACGUGCUGUCAGCCACCAGUAGACCUGAUCUUAUAGAUCCGGCUCUACUGAGGCCCGGGAGGUUUGAUAAAUGCUUGCAUUGUUCGCUCCCUAAUCAAGAGGAAAGGCUGGAGAUAUUGAAUAUUAUUAGCUCUAAACUAUCUCUGGGCUCAGACGUUGACUUAGAGAUGAUUGCCAGUGAAACCAAAGGCUAUACCGGCGCUGAUUUACAAGCGCUACUAUAUUCAGCUCAAUUAGAAGCACUACNUGAAUAUUAUUAG
This is a messenger RNA of Medioppia subpectinata, 777 nucleotides long. NCBI's taxonomy places the organism in Eukaryota, Metazoa, Arthropoda, Arachnida, Sarcoptiformes, Oppiidae. The record is from the annotation of a GenBank genome assembly.